ACUCCCCCUUUUGAUCAUCCCAAUCGCACAACGGAUCCACAUGCAGCGAAUUCAGUAUCAAAGCUUCCCCAUGAAACCCUAGAAAUGAGUGCUGCAGGUGGUGCGUUUGGUGGCAACAGGGGGCUCCGUCCAGUGCCUCCCGAAAAGGGAAUAUUCCCAUUGGACCAUUUGCAUUUGUGUGAUCUAGAGAAGGUGGAAUAUCUAAAUUGUUUGAAGACUGCUGGCCACCAGUCUGAAAAAUGCAGGCAAUUCUCAAAAAAAUACCUGCAGUGUCGUAUGGAGAGGAACUUGAUGGCAAAACAAGACUUGGCUGAACUAGGUUUUAAGGAAAGUACUGUAGAAACUACUGGAGGGAAAGUUACUGAUAGGGUUGUCACUCAAGACCAAUAAACCCGAAGAAUUAAGAAUGUAUAUUGAUUUCGAGGUAGAGUUUUGAUAAUGCCAUUUUUGCCGUUAUCUUCCCAUUCGUUUGAAAAAUAAUGUCUGAAGCAUGCUCUGAGAAACAGAAGAUGGUGGAUAGUUUGUUCCAUUCCCUCUUUUAAUUAUAUGGAUUUUGAUUUUGUUCCUUCA
This is a messenger RNA of Vigna radiata var. radiata (mung bean), 570 nucleotides long. Its product is annotated as cytochrome c oxidase assembly protein COX19-like. NCBI's taxonomy places the organism in Eukaryota, Viridiplantae, Streptophyta, Magnoliopsida, Fabales, Fabaceae. The record is from RefSeq and is a predicted model, not a curated record. The coding region runs from base 85 to 390 and encodes 101 amino acids. The transcript is spliced from 5 exons.